AAGAAGGCAUUCAGUCACCAUUGUUAGUCUCUACGCAUGCUCAUUUUUUUCUUCUUUUUUCUAACGGUGGAAUAUAGAUAUUCGACGGAAAAUACUGGACUACAAACAUAGAUCUUUAACGAAAAGUGGAUUCGGAUUCCUACAUUUCGGAAAAUGGAUCUGAUCAGCAGAAAACUGAUGGUUAAAUGGCAAGUAAAUGCCUUGAUGCUUAUUUUUCUCCUUGCGACGGCCCAUUGCCAGAUCCGAUAUUCUGUUCCCGAGGAGAUGAGGAAGGGGUCUUUCGUGGGGAAUGUUGCCGAAGAUUUGGGAAUGGAUGCGAAAAGAUUGAAAUUAGGUGGUGCCCGAAUUGUAAGCAGCGAGCACAGCGCAUAUGUUAAACUAGAUGCAGACAAAGGGAACCUGCUCGUGGGAGAAAAAAUAGAUCGAGAGCAGCUCUGUGGGCAAACAUCGCCUUGUAGUUUGAAUUUUGAAAUGAUUUUGACCAAUCCAAUGCAAUUACACAGCAUUGUAGUAGAAGUCCUAGAUGUUAACGAUAAUGCUCCGUCUUUUCAUGAAAAAGAAAUGCGCGUAGAAAUCCUAGAGUCCGCUCUCCCAGGAACCCAAAUAUUGCAAGUUAGCGCAACGGAUCCUGACGUCGGUAUUAACGCUUUGAGUGGUUACACAUUGCAUCCUGUAACACCCUUUAAUAUUAAAGUGCUUUCAAGCCCAAACGGUCAUAAAUAUGCCCAGCUUUAUCUUUCUGGGGCUUUAGAUCGAGAGAAAGAAGAAACGCUGCUUCUUACGCUCACCGCCACUGACGGGGGAGACCCGCAACGCUCAGGCGUUAUGAAAAUACACGUCAGAGUGAGGGACACAAACGACAACGCCCCUGUUUUUGCGCAGCAAAUCUUUAAGGCGUCAGUUAAAGAAAAUAUGCCAAAAGGAAAAUUAAUAGUGAGACUGAGCGCAACAGACGCGGAUGAAGGCAUGAACGGCCGCAUUACGUAUCACUUUAAUCGGAUGUCUCGUGACGUUGCUGAGUUUUUCAGUCUGGAUGAAAACAGCGGAGAUUUAACUGUGAACAGCGCAAUUGAUUAUGAGAAUGACAAAAUAUUUGAGAUUGGCGUGCAGGCAAAAGAUCAGGGUGGGCAAAGCACUUCCACAAAUGUAAUAAUUGAGGUUGUGGAUGUAAAUGAUAAUGCGCCCCUGAUCACACUAACAUCAUUAUCUAGCACAAUCCCUGAAGACUCACCUAUAGGGGCUACUGUAGCAAUAAUCCAUGUUAAAGACAUUGAUUCGGGCAAAAAUGGUAAAGUAGACUGUUCAGUUAACGCAAAUAUACCUUUCAUAAUACAGACAUCUCUGAAGAAUUAUUUUACUCUGGUCACAAAUGGUGUCCUCAAUAGAGAGAGUGUCCCGGAAUAUAACAUCACUUUCACAGCUGUGGAUGAGGGGAGUCCUGCUCUCUCCACAAAUAAAACAAUAUCUUUCAAAGUAUCUGACGUAAAUGAUAACGCCCCCAUAUUUGAAUCGAGUUUUUAUGACGCAGAUGUUGUGGAGAAUAAUUCUCCAGGAUUAUCUGUGUUUUCAGUGAAAGCAAAUGAUGCAGAUUUUGGACAAAAUGCGCGGGUGUCUUACUUUCUAAUUGAUUCAGAGUUAAAUGGCAGCCCUAGUUCAUCCUAUGUAUCUAUAAAUGCAGAAAGUGGAGUCAUUCAAGCAGUUCGAUCAUUUGACUAUGAGCAGAUCAAAACUGUAACUUUCUAUGUGAAAGCUCAGGAUGGGGGGUCCCCUCCUUUGAGCAGUAACACCACUGUUAGAUUAACUAUUUUGGACCAGAACGAUAACCCGCCUCAGGUUCUGUAUCCGGUCCAGACUGCUGGCUCUGUGGUGGCUGAAAUGGUGCCUCGUUCAGCUGAUGUGGGCUACCUGGUGACUAAAGUGGUGGCUGUUGAUGUGGACUCUGGACAGAACGCCUGGCUCUCCUAUAAACUGCAGAAAGCCAUAGACAGGGCGCUGUUUGAAGUGGGCUCACAGAAUGGAGAAAUCCGAACUGUCCGCCAAGUGACGGAGAAAGAUUUGCUCAAACAAAGACUGACUGUGAUCGUGGAGGACAACGGGCAGCCCUCUCGUUCAGCUACAGUCAUUGUGAACGUGGCGGUGGCGGACAGCUUCCCUGAAGUGCUGUCGGAGUUCACUGACUUUCCACACGACAAGGAUUACAAUGACAAUCUGACUUUUUACUUAGUGCUGGCUCUGGCUGUGGUUUCUUUCCUCUUCAUCACGUGUUUAGUGGUCAUCAUCUCCGUCAAAAUCUACAGAUGGAGACAGUCUCGCAUCCUGUACCACUCCAGCCUCCCAGUGAUUCCAUAUUAUCCUCCACGUUACUCAGACACUUUGGGCACAGGGACUCUGCCACACACGUACAAUUACGAGGUGUGCAGGACCACUGACUCCAGAAAGAGUGACUGUAAGUUCGGCAGAGCUGGGAGUCAGAACGUGCUGAUAAUGGACCCCAGUUCUACAGGAACCAUGCAGAGGCUGCAGAGUGAGAAGAGCAUCCUGGAUGAACCAGAUUCUCCUCUGGAGGUCAGUUGUUUUGUGCCAAAUUUUGAAAUGAUUUAAACUUUGAUUCUGUCUUAAUUAUUUUUUCUUGGUUUUUCUGGCACUUACUUAUAAAAUACCAUUUAAAUAUUUUGAAUAUGGAUUACUUAUACAAAACAUUUGCUUAAAUUUGAUAUUAACAAAAUGUAACAGUGUUAUAAAAACAUUCCAUUUUCCUGUAACUGAGCAGUUUUAACUUAAAGCAAAAAAACUUUUACUCGAAAUUUAGUAUUAAACUAGUAAAGUAGUCUUCAAUAAUAAAGAAAACAGCAAAAUAUCUGGUUUUACCUACACUUAAGCCA
This is a messenger RNA of Oryzias latipes (Japanese medaka), 2882 nucleotides long. The record is from RefSeq and is a predicted model, not a curated record. NCBI's taxonomy places the organism in Eukaryota, Metazoa, Chordata, Actinopteri, Beloniformes, Adrianichthyidae.